Molecule: messenger RNA, 5001 nt
Organism: Ctenopharyngodon idella (grass carp)
Lineage: Eukaryota; Metazoa; Chordata; Actinopteri; Cypriniformes; Xenocyprididae
Gene: nagpa
Product: N-acetylglucosamine-1-phosphodiester alpha-N-acetylglucosaminidase
Exons: 11
Coding region: 83-1855 (590 amino acids)
Source: RefSeq, a predicted model, not a curated record
GCAUCACAUGACCAACACACAGGAAAGUCCUUUUAUCGAAGCAAGCGGAUAGAAACGGGACAGUAACUUAUUUUAUUUUUUUAUGUUAUACAGAGGUCUUAUGGCAAAAUCGUCUGUGAAUUUGUUUCUAAUAUGUCUAGGAGCAUGUCUAUGCCAGUGCAAAGACAUCCGACAUUCUUUGGAUGAUGACCUCUUGUUACCCUACACCAAAUCCCACGGCCCAUCUCAUUCUCACCGCCAUGUGAGAGACUGUCAGCCCAUCGCCCAUGGCAACGUAACCCAUGAGACCUGGGGAGCAAGCAAACACUCUGACUCUCCAGUGUUCAAGUCAAAUAUAUUCAUCUCCUCCAUCACUGAUGACUCUGGCGCUCACAGAUGGGUGAGCGGCCACAUCACGGAGGUGCAUGACCCGCUGAGAUCCGUGUCCGUUUUGGAACCAGGAGGCCCCGGAGGGUGCGAGCGGAAUCAAAGAGAGCUGGUGGAGCUCACUGCCAAAACUAGAAAGUGCCUUAUCGCCCAAAACGGAGGCUACUUUAACACUAAAACCGGGCAGUGUUUAGGGAAUGUCAUAAGUGAUGGGAAAGUGGUGAUGAACGGUGAAGGAAUUCAAAAUGCUCAGUUUGGCAUCAGAAAGGAUGGGACACUAGUGUUUGGUUACCUGUCUGAGGAGGAUGUACUGGAUAAGGUAAAUCCCUUCGUGCAGUUGAUCAGUGGGGUGGUGUGGCUGCUGAGAAACGGUGAGAUCUACAUCCAUGAGAGCAUUAAGGCAGAAUGUGACAAAACACAGGAGACUGGAAACUUUAAACACUUUGUGGACGUAAUAUCUGCCCGUACGGCCGUGGGUCACGAUGCAGAGGGGAAACUCAUCCUCUUCCAUGUCGAUGGUCAGACGGGUAUACGAGGAAUGAACCUCUGGCAAGUGGCAAAGUUUCUGAAAGAUCAGAAUGUCAUUAACGCUAUCAAUCUGGACGGAGGUGGCUCGGCCACUUACAUCCUGAACGGAUCCCUGGCCAAUUACCCUUCAGACCAGUGUGCAACUUCAAAGUGGCGCUGCCCGCGGGCGGUAUCCUCUGUGUUGUGUGUUCAUGAGAGGCUGUGCCAGCCGGAGGACUGCAGCGGACAUGGGCACUGCGUGGAGGGCCAGUGUGUGUGUCAGCAAGGCUGGGGUGGGACAGGAUGUGCCAAUCUCACAUGCCAGUCUGAAUGUGGAGAGCACGGGAUCUGCACUGAGAAUGGAUGUGUGUGUGACGCCGGAUGGAUGGGUUUAAAUUGUAGCCAAGUAUGUGCGACAGGUUUCUAUGGUGAUGGCUGCAAUCAAACAUGCACAUGCACAAAUGGAGGCUCAUGUGAUCCCGUCCACGGACGGUGCACCUGUCCUGCUGGUUUCCAUGGAGAUUCCUGCGAGAAAGAGUGCCCUCUUGGCUUCUACGGGCUGAACUGCAAGCAGCCGUGCCAAUGCCACGACAUGUGCCCAUGUAACGCUGUCACUGGAAGCUGCAAUACCACAUACCAGGGAGAGAGAAACUACAGUCUGCAUAGAGCUGGUCACUGUCUGGCUACCCAGAUGUGGAGGGAAUGGAGACAAGAGGAGGAAGCUCAUGCUCCCAGACCCUAUUUAUCUGAACAAAGCUGGCUGGUUGUCUGCUCUAUCCUGGCAACGUUGCUGCUGGCCAGCCUCGCCGGUAACCUUAUCCAGACGUGCAGAAAAUCCAAAGCGCGCGGACAGAGGGCGGACUACUCCUACUUGCCGUUGGGAGAGAUCAUCGGGGCCACGGAGCGAGGAAGAGUGCAUGGGACAAAGUCUGAGAAAGUUCUCUUUCAGCAAGAAGACUAUGACUCGCAAGACUCCUCUUAAUGUUUCAAAAUGCAUGCAUGUGUGUGCGGUUUCACGCAAUUGUGCCAUCAGCCGAGGGCCGAGAGAAGCUAGCUAGCCAGCACAAGCCCUCAUUAGGAAAGGGUUUGUUUGUUCAUGCUGUGAAUUGAUGAACUUUUGGAAGGGCCUCUUCGUCCUCAGAUUUGAGCUGUCCAAAUUGGCAAUGAUGGACAAAGAGAUGGGCGUUAGCAUCCGAACAGCUGUCUGCGCGCCUCGGUGCGUUCAUAUUCGCCCCCGCUGAGUCUGUAGACGCCAGCCAACUCUGCUCACACAUGCCAAGUGCCCUGAUUGUGCAGUUUGACUGCCUUUAGCACAUCAUCUUGUUUGUUUAGGUUUUUACAACAGUUUCAUGUUAUGACAGAAUGGCCCAGUUGUUCCACCUGUUGCCAUAGGAACAGACUAGUUUUGAACUAUGAACUCUUUUUGCAGAAUCCUUCCUGCUGGAACUUGCCAAACUGCUAUUUUGAAACAUAGUUUUAUUGAAUGAUUUUUUUUUUUUUUUUCCCUGCGGCACAAGAGGUCAUUCAGUUUAUUGUGAUUCCACCGUCAGCCCUUUUGAUUCUGUGAACACCUUGCCAGUCUUCUCAUGGUGCUGUUUUGUUUGUUGUCACUUAAAACCAGCCAUAGAAACACAUUAUGGAAAAAAAAAAAAAAAAAAAAAAAAAAAUCAAGGCCUGGAUUGUUUCUCUAGAAAACAAUCACGUUCUCUAGAAAAGCCAGAGAAGGACAUUUCUUCUGUGCUUAGCACAUAGUUGCUCUUUUUCUCUAUUCUGAAACUGAAUCCAGGCUUUGGAUUCGACGUGUUUUGUCAGGUUCUGUUUUAGCUCUGAAACGUGACACAAAUAUUAUGGAAGAGGAACAUUAACCCAAGUUAGUAGUUGUGCUGUUUCCUGUUUGCAUUAAAAUAGAUUUAAUCUUGCCUUGUUUUAAGAAUUUCACAAGCAAACACAGAGGCAAGUGGAAUGAUGAAUCUUAUUAAACCUGUCAAAACAUUCCAGGUCAUAUUACACCCCAAAAUCAAAUGAAUUUAGUAAUUAUAUUUUUCCCUAAAAAAAAUUAAGCCUAAUUUGGACCAUUAACAUUUUUCAAGUUGUGACAUUAUUUUAAUCAUAAUCAUAAGUACAUUUUCUCUGCCCAAUUUUUCUCAUUGUAAUAGAAAAUUUCUAAAUUCUCAUGACUGACACACAAAAAUUAUAUAUUUAUUAAAAUGUAAAUUAUUUAUACAUCAUGGUAGUACUUGUACUUUUUUUUUUCAUUUGUGCUGAUUUGAUAUAUAUAUAUAUAUAUAUAUAUAUAUAUAUAUAAUAUAUAGUCAAACCAAAAUUUAUUCAGACACCUUGAACAUUUCAUUCAUUAAUACAGUUUAUUCACUAUAGUUUAAAAAAAAUGGUAAUAAAAUAUGACAAGAUCUCAGAGUUAAACUGUGUCAGAAAAAAAUAAUCUUAAUUAUGUCAGAUAACACUUAAGCAAAACAUGGUCAGUUCAAAGUCUCUGAAUAAUCUUUGGUUCCAAAUUUUAUAAUAUGUCACAGUUUACUUCAUUUUGCUAUCCUCAUUUACAUAAAUGAACUAUAGUGGCCUGCACCCACUAGUAAAAAUUUAUCAAAAAUAUCAAACAUUUUAUAUAUAUAUGUGUGUGUGUGUGUGUGUGUGUGUGUUUAUGUAUAUAAAUAUUUAUAUAUUUAUAUAUAUGUAUAUAUGUGCGUUUUGUUUUUUAUUUUGAGGUGAAAUGUUGCCCAGAAAGUGAUGUUCUAAGUGAUGUUCUAAGAGUUAAAUAUCUUUUAAAUAGUGAAAGGCAUUUGUCUGCAACGUGAUACAUUUGACUGUUUAUUAACUUCCACCUGGUUCAUUGCCUGCUUUGCAUAUGAACUUCGCUGUGAGCGACCUCUAUGCUGAUCACCUUGUAAGCAAAUGGGGAGAAAGACUUCAAUACAGGUUUUUGAUGUAGUUUUUUUUUUUUUUUUAAAUCUAACCAAGCAAGCAGAUUCCGCACAGGUUAGAGAGGGUACUUGUUUGUCCCCGCCGGUUCGGUCAUGAUGCUAAUCAGAGCAUUCAAUGUUUUAAACUGCUGAUUUUUAUGUUGUGUUUCUGUUGUUAAGCAAAAGAAAUUGCUAUCAAAAGAACAUGAAUAAUAAAUAAUGGUACAUUUUGUUCUGGGGGGUUUUUUUUUCUGCACAAUUUUUGCAGUGUUGUACAUUAAUUUGAUGUAGCCAUCGUGGAUAUUCAGCCUUAUUUUGUUAUGGAUCUCUCUAAUUCAAAUCAUCUGGUCAGGUUGGCUUGACAUUGAAGUUAGUUACAGCCUAACCUAUGUUCCUGACCUGUUUAGCAGGUAACAUCUCUCUUGUCCUCAUAAAUAAAGGCCAGGAUGAUUACUUGAAGCCUUGUUCAUGACCUUGGGUUCAUCCUUAACCUUUUGAACUCAAAUGAACGUACAAAACAAAAUUAAUCCAAAAUAAUGUGAACUAUUUUUCUGUAUGAAAUGGUAAUUAUUUUUAUAUUGUGUAUGUGUUUGUGCACAAAAGGGCUCGUUUCUUCUGAGCAUCCUGGCAAAACAGAUGUCAUUUGUAUCUUCCUUGCACCGGAUCAGUUGAUUAAAAUUUAAUUAACUAUUUCAGCUUAUAUAAAGAUUGUUACUGUGCUGUUUUAUACUGUUCAGGCUGAUAAUCAAAUGAACUGCUGUUUUAUAUGUUUUGAGAUAGAAUAGAUAAUGAAUUUGUAAGGUCAUUAAGGGACACAUUGCUCGAAAUGAAAGGUGUGUUCUACCAGAGAAAAGUUAAAAUCCGGUUUAUCCUGGGUGUGUUCAACAGAAAAAGUGUUUCACAGAUAUGUUACACAGAACCAUAUGAUGGUUCAUGAAGAUGAGGAUUUUUUUGUGCUAAAAGGGGCUUUUACUCAGAAGUUAUCUGUGCUAAUAUUUAUUUGCCAUUCCAAUUAGCGUUGUAUGCCACAUGCUAUUCCCUAAAUCUCCUUGCAAUAUGUUGGCAACAUUUGUUGUUAACAUAAAACUUUUUAUUAAAAUAUCAUCGUCCAUCGGUCCAAAAACAGAUCACCUGUAACUAACAAAAAGAAUAACAAAAGCCAUUUGUGUUUUUAUGUACAUUGCCAUUAAAUUAUGAACAUUACCACUAA